AUGGUGAAUGUUGUGGAUGAAAUGAUAAGUGCAGUGUGCGAAAAUGAGCACACAUUGCUAGCUGAGUUACAGGGAAAGUAUGAAUUCAUAGACUUUAAUGAAAUAAAAAAUUGCAAAGAAAAGAAGUUUUAUCAUGAAUUAACAUUAGAAAUGCAAAAGAUUGUUAAGAAUAACAAUGUACAAUUAAAGGACAAGUUUAGACUAUUUCACACGUAUUUAUCACCACUAAUGAGCAAAUUGAAGAAGACCAUAUAUGCAGAAUUGUUAUACAUUGUAACAGUUGAGUUUGAUGCAAAUUGGACAAUAUCUUACGUGAAAGAAUCUGAAAAAAAUUUAGAAAAUGAUAAGGAUGCAAUAAUAAUAUAUAGAUGUAUACUAAUUCUAAAAUACAUAGAAUUGGGUGAUUUUAAAAGUUGUGAAAAUGAAAUAGAAAGUACUAAGAACAUGUUACAAGGAGUUAUAGGACUCAAUAUAGUGGCUCAUAAAUUUUACAAUUUUGCAAUAAUGAAUUAUUAUAAAGUAUUAAGUAAAUCAGAUCUCUUUGUUAAGUAUUCGUUAUUGUACUUGGCAUAUACACCACUGAAUGAUUUAGAUGACUCAGAGAAAAUCGAAAUUGGUAAAUAUAUAUGUAUGCAUUCUAUAAUAAGCGAAGAUGUGUAUAACAUUGGAGAGAUAAUUCAAUUACCCAUUAUAAAUAUAUGUAUAAAAAAUAAUGAACAGACCAAUUGGUUAUACCAACUAAUUUAUAUAUACAAUGAAGCAAAUAUUGAAUCAUUUAAUCAGGCCAUGCAAACUUAUGAAACCAAUAUAAAAAAUUCACUUCUUAAGAAUUAUGAUAGAAAUAUGAUAAGAAAAAUAACCCUCCUCGCUCUAAUGGAUUUAGCUUUUAAAAAAAAAAAACAAAGAUCGGAUAUUUCUUUUAUCGAAAUCUCAGAACAUUGUAAGGUAGAUAUUAAUGAGGUUGAAAAAAUGCUAAUUACAGCCAAGAGUAAAAAUAUACUUACAUGCCAAAUUGAUGAAAUUCAAAAGUCAGUCAAAAUUACCUGGGUCAAACCCAGAGUUCUUAAUAACCAAAAAAUAUUCCUCAUGAAAGAAAGCAUAGACAAAUGGAUAACACAUUCAAAGAAUCUCUUGACCUAUAUGGAAGGACUCUCGGUCGAACUUCUCAUAUCCUAG
Plasmodium gonderi is the source of this 1176-nucleotide messenger RNA. RefSeq names its product 26S proteasome regulatory subunit RPN9. Gene Ontology annotation, biological process: ubiquitin-dependent protein catabolic process. The record is from RefSeq and is a predicted model, not a curated record. The transcript has a single exon. Bases 1 to 1176 code for a protein of 391 amino acids. Gene Ontology annotation, cellular component: nucleus; proteasome regulatory particle, lid subcomplex; cytosol. Gene Ontology annotation, molecular function: structural molecule activity. NCBI's taxonomy places the organism in Eukaryota, Apicomplexa, Aconoidasida, Haemosporida, Plasmodiidae.